AUGUUUAAUCUUGAGCGACCUUUGCGUUUAUUCACGAUUAUUUAUGAAGACUAUUAUCGAAAGCAGAGACGAAGUGUUAUCAUGAUCACGAUAACGAAACCGGUUUCAUAUUUGUUGUUUGAAUUUCGUUUGUUGUCUGAGAUUAAAAUGAAUUCUCAAAGAGCAAUGAAAAAGAUCAACCAUGUCAUGAGUGUACCAGAGAGUUUGAAGGAAUUUGUUUUCAAGAGUUGA
Messenger RNA from Clunio marinus, 231 nucleotides. NCBI's taxonomy places the organism in Eukaryota, Metazoa, Arthropoda, Insecta, Diptera, Chironomidae. The record is from the annotation of a GenBank genome assembly.